This is a messenger RNA of Dioszegia hungarica, 1080 nucleotides long. RefSeq names its product dehydrogenase. The coding region runs from base 1 to 1080 and encodes 359 amino acids. NCBI's taxonomy places the organism in Eukaryota, Fungi, Basidiomycota, Tremellomycetes, Tremellales, Bulleribasidiaceae. The transcript is spliced from 5 exons. Gene Ontology annotation, molecular function: oxidoreductase activity, acting on NAD(P)H. The record is from RefSeq and is a predicted model, not a curated record.
AUGUCUACUGAAUCCAAGUCCAUGCGUGCCGUUGUCCAAAAUGAGGGAUCUGACAUGACCUGUUCUGUGCAGACCAAGCCUAUCCCCACCCCUGGGUCCAAUGAAGUACUCAUCAAAGUCGAAUAUGCCGCUCAAAACCCGACCGACUGGAAACACUCGGCCUUCUUCUCGCCUGCCGGCUCCACAAUGGGGUGCGACUUUUCCGGGACCAUCACCUCUCUCGGUCCGGACAUUGUCAACUCCUCUUUGAAGGUCGGGGACCGAGUCGCUGGCUGUGUCCAUGGAAACCUGUUCGAGGAUAAGGGAAGCUAUGCAGAGUACUGCAAGCAGGAGAGCGAUCUGGUAUUCAAGGUGCCGGAGGGUAUGGGGAUGGAUGAGGCUGCUACGUUUGGUGUCGCGUGGGUGACAGCUUGUCAGGUCCUGGUAUCUGACCAAAACGUCCCCUGGCCGCCAGCCAAGCAGGACAAGUACUACCUGAUCUACGGUGCCUCCUCCUCUGUCGGUCUCUUCGCCCUCCCUCUCGCCAAAGCCAUGGGCUACAAGACCAUCGCCGUCUGCUCCCCUCACUCCUUCGACCUCGUGAAAUCAUACGGAGCGGACGAGGUCGUAGACUACCACCAAGGCAUCGAGGCCGCUGGCGCCGAGAUCCGGAAGUUGGCAGGUGGGGGCGGGGUGGACAUUGGACUGGACACGAUUUCGGAUGGCGAUAGUGUCAAGAUCAGCCAGGCGGGCUUUGGGGAGAAUGGAGGGAGGCUGAAUUUGAUCUUGCCGGCGCCAAAGGAUAAGGCGGGGUUGAGAGAGGAUGUCGAGUUGUCCAGUACGAUGAUGUACACGCUUUUCGGCAAGCGCUUCACCAUGACACCCCUCAAGCCCAACCCGUACUACUUCCCCGUCAUAGACAAGGACCGCAAGUUCGGCGCGGCCAUCAUGGACCACACACCCGAGCUCAUCUCGAAAUACGGCGUCAAGGCGAACCCGAUCGACCUGCGGGGCGGUCUGGACGCCGUACCACAGGGUUUCGCAGAUAUGAAGGCUGGCAAAGUAUCUGGUAAGAAGUUUGUCUACAAGGUGGCCGAGUAG